Messenger RNA from Portunus trituberculatus (swimming crab), 1816 nucleotides. RefSeq lists its product as uncharacterized. Lineage: Eukaryota; Metazoa; Arthropoda; Malacostraca; Decapoda; Portunidae. The coding region runs from base 101 to 823 and encodes 240 amino acids. The transcript has 3 exons. The record is from RefSeq and is a predicted model, not a curated record.
AUUCAUUUCAACAGUCAAGUGUGCUACGUAUAGAGAGCUUAACUAGUCGGACGUCCGCUUGACCUGCUUAAUUCUCCAUCUUACAAGGAAAUUAACACCAAUGCACAUAGCCAUAGCAGGGUUGGUGUUGUCGGUGGCUGCUGGUGUGACAGUGGGUCUGACUGUCUUGUGUUUCUUGUUCACAAGAUGCUGCACAAAAUUGCGUCUACAAGCCAAGAAACGCGCCCGAAAACCUCCCACAAAAAGGCCUCGUAUACCUGACCCCGAGCCAUCAUCAUCUUCCUCAUCAGACAGCUAUUUGAGUCCUAUCUCCUUUCAAAGGCCUGCAAUCCUCCCUGCCUUGCCCCUGCAGAAGCCUCCACACAAACCUCAGGAUGUGAAAAAGGAAGAUAACACAACAUUUCUUGAAGAUAAUAAAUAUGAGAACAGUACUUUCGACUAUAUGCCACAUGUUUUAGCCCCUAAUCGUUCUGAAGACCUGCCUCCUUCUAUGUAUAACGUGGCGAAAUCCCAGACAUCACCCAUAUGUAAGCCUUUCCAAACUCCAAUAACUGUGCGAACUCAAGGCGACAAGUCAAGCACUCUGAAGUUUAUGCCUCCCGAACAUAGUGACAUGUCCUAUACUUGUGGAGAAAUGCCAACUAUCAACAUCUACUCGACUCUCUCCUCUCUGAUGCCACCGACUAGAAAGGUUGGCCUGCUUCCACUGGAAGCAGGGGAGGGAACUUCCACAGAGGAUUCUGGAAACAAUCGCAUCACAAUGACAGAAAUGGAGCUAGGCAACGACCUGCGUAUAAAGUUCAAAGUGAAGAUGGAUGAGUGAUGUAUAGAAGAAAGGGAUGGCGAUGAUAGAGGGAAGACGACAGGACGUAACUGACCGACUCUGAUCUUAAUCCUAGUCCUGAGGUGUCAUCUCUACGUUUCUACAAAGAGGACGAGAAUUACAUAGUGUUACACAGAUACACCGGCUACAACAAACUUUACGGUCCUCACAAGGUGAUCUGACCUAGGACUACAUUUUUAUAUAAGAAAAAGACAGCAAAGCAAAAGGCAUUCGAGACGAGAAAGGAAAAGAAAGAUGUAGAGGUAUAGUGAAACCCCUCCAUAUUUGAUCCAUGAUUUUUUUCUAUGUAUUAUAAGUGUUUAUCUUGUUCAAUGAUAUGGCUUCGUUGAGAAUGUGAACAAAACAAACAUAUAUAAGUUACGCCAUGUUCUGUACAAAUGCGUACACGGACGCGCUAACGGAAUAACAACUUAGAGAUUGUUAAGUAAAGGCAAGGCAGAAUAAAGGAAUACGUGAAGAGAUGAAAUAGCAAUCUGGUUGGGCUGAUUUGCAAUAGAAGCAUAAUGCAAUAGCUAAAUAUGAUUAUAUGAUCAUAAUCUUCCUUACUGUACGAUGAAGAGCUCUCUUUGGCCAUUAUUUUGCUUAAUGCUUUAUGAAGUUUUAUUAUUAGCACAACUGUUAGGCAAUAACCUGCUCAGUAAAGAUAUCUUUUAAGUAAGUCAAACUGUGCUCGGCUCUUGUUAAUAUUUUAUGUAAGGUGAACUAUCUCAAAUCCUGCUCUGUAUUAAUGGAAAGAUUCAGAAAUUAGGGUGUUAGUAUUGAGUCAUUAGGGAGCUUUAAAGAAAUAUUAGGCAAAUUUAUAGAUGGUGUUAUUGGUGGAAUAGGUACUAGGUAUACUUCAAACAUGGACUGGCACGUGUAGGCUUGAUGGCUUAAUGUAGCUUCCCUUAUUUUCUUACGUUCUAAUGUUAUUAUAUUAUUAUGUAUGUGAAGUGGUGACAGAGAGAGAGAGAGAGAGAGAGAGAGAGAGAG